Molecule: messenger RNA, 1434 nt
Organism: Closterium sp. NIES-65
Lineage: Eukaryota; Viridiplantae; Streptophyta; Zygnematophyceae; Desmidiales; Closteriaceae
Source: the annotation of a GenBank genome assembly
AUGGCCACCCCCAAUGUUCUUACCUUUGACGCUGAGGGGAGGGCCGUUGACUUUGCCGUCUGGAUUGAAGACCUGCAGCUGUACUUACUGUGUGAUGCGAUAGAUGAGGUCUCUCUCUUUGACUUUGUCUCUGGCGCUGUCCCUGCCCCACCUGCUGAUGCUGACUCUGCCGUUCGCUCCAAGUGGGCGACCCGCGAUGCUGCUGCACGUCUUGCUGUGCGUCGCCACCUCCCUUCCUCUGAGCGUGCCCACUUUAGUCAGUGCAAGACCGCUCAGGCCUUGUACGACGCUGUAGUUGCACGCUACUCCUCCCCUUCCUCCGCUACCCUUAGCCGCCUCAUGCUACCGUUUCUCUUCCCUGACCUCGCUUCCUUUCCCACUGUCGCUGACCUCGUUACCCACCUCCGUGCUAGUGACACCCGCUACCGCGCUGCCCUUCCUGCUGAGUUCCGCGCUGCGAACCCUCCUCCCAUGUACAUCACUCUCUACUUUCUCGUCACCCGUCUCCCUGAGUCCCUUCGUGUUGGGUGUGGUCCUUCCCCCCUGCUGCCCUCUGUCGCCUCUGCCGCUGCGGCCGACCUCACUGGUUUUGAGUCGGUCGGCGCGGCGUCUGCCCCCAGCGGCAGGCGCCGCGCUGGCAAGGGCAAGGGGGCCAAGGGAGCGGGUGGAGCUAGAGGGGGCGGUGGAGGAGGCGGUGGGGGUGGCGGGGGGAGUGGGGGUGGCGGUGGGGGUGGUGGUGGGAGUGGAGGUACUGGUGGCGGCGGUGGAGGCGGAGAUGGCGGCGGAGGUGGUAGCGGAGGAGGCGGUGGGAGCGGUGGGAGCGACGGUCCUGGUGGGGGAGGUGGAGGUGGAGACGGGGGUGGCGGUGGAGGCGGGGGUGGCAGUGGAGGCGGGGGUCGGAGUGGCUCGUCCCAGCGGAGCAGCUCCGGGGGUGGUCAGCGCCAGCAGCAGCAGCAGCAGCAGCCGCAGCAGCAGCCACAGCAGCAGCAGCAGCGCUCUCGCACCGUCCCCGCCCCUCAGCAGCUCCGUGAGUGGUACUCGCAGCGUCAGCGUGGUGGUGCGCUUGGUCCUUGCCCCUACGUUCUCCGCACCGGUGACCGUGCAGGGGAGAGGUGUGAAGGCGCCCACACUGCCCGCCGCUGCUUUGGCCGCCUGACUGACGCCUGGCGUCAGCAGUUUCCGGAGGCAGCUGAGAUCCCCCGCUGGGGAGAGCUGUCUAGGGCUGGUGUAGCUAUUUAUGAUCUUGAUUUUGAUGCUAUUCUCUCUGCUAUGUAUGCUGCGAUUGGUAGUGAUGAGGAUGACUGUUACCGGUGUUUCCCGCCCGACCCGGGCAUUGGUACUGCCGCGUCAGGUACUAGUGAGGCUGCUGCUCUGGGUGCCAGUGCGUCUGUGCUCUCAGGUGCUGGUGAGUCUGCCCUCUCAGGCGCCACGUGA